AUGCUUCGCUGGUACCAGUCCAAGUUGGCCAAGAAGCCCAUCCUCACCGCGAGCAUCACCAGUGCAAUUCUAUUCGGCAGCGGUGAUGCCCUAGCACAACAAGCGGUUGACCGCCGAGGUCUCGAGAAGCACGACUUUGCCCGAACUGGGCGCAUGGCUCUCUACGGUGGAGCCGUCUUCGGUCCUGUAGCCACCACCUGGUACGGCAUCCUCCAGCGCCAUGUGGUCCUCAAGAGUGCAACCGCCACAACCAUAGCGCGUGUCGCGGCUGAUCAGGCCGUGUUUGCCCCAACUCAACUCACCGUUUUCUUGUCCUCGAUGGCUAUCAUGGAGGGCAGUGACCCCGUGGAGAAAUGGCGCAGUGCCUUUGCUCCCGCCUACCAGGCCAACCUGAUGGUGUGGCCCUUUGUACAAGGUGCCAACUUUGCCCUUGUGCCCCCAGAACUGCGUGUACUGGUGGUCAACGUGGUCAGCUUAGGCUGGAACUGCCUGCUGAGCAUGAUGAACAGCGGUGAGGAAAACUAG
Molecule: messenger RNA, 525 nt
Organism: Penicillium arizonense
Lineage: Eukaryota; Fungi; Ascomycota; Eurotiomycetes; Eurotiales; Aspergillaceae
Product: Mpv17/PMP22 family protein
Exons: 5
Coding region: 1-525 (174 amino acids)
Cellular component (GO): membrane; cytoplasm; mitochondrion
Source: RefSeq, a predicted model, not a curated record